AUGCACAUAGGGAACACAGGACAAAUUAAGGAUGCACAGAACAAAAUAGGGAACACAGGACAAAUUAAGGAUGCACAGAACAAAAUAGGGAACACAGGACAAAUUAAGGAUGCACAGAACAAAAUAGGGAACACAGAACAAAUUAAGGAUGCACAGAACAAAAUAGGGAACACAGGACAAACUAAGGAUGCACAGAACAAAUUAGGGAGCACAGGACAAAUUAGGGACUAUAAAUUCCUUCUGUCUAAAGGAGCAGUUCAGUGUAAAGAUGCAAACGGGAAUACACCUCUACACAUUGCUUGUAUCAGUGGAGAUGAAGCAACUAUUUCUUUACUUCUGGAUAAAUCAGCUUGUGCAGUACACAACCUAGAUGGGUAUCUACCUAUCCAUAUAGCAGCUGCAGCAGGAAAUAUAACAGCAGUCAGGUAG
Molecule: messenger RNA, 429 nt
Organism: Eurytemora carolleeae
Lineage: Eukaryota; Metazoa; Arthropoda; Copepoda; Calanoida; Temoridae
Product: serine/threonine-protein phosphatase 6 regulatory ankyrin repeat subunit B-like
Exons: 3
Coding region: 1-429 (142 amino acids)
Molecular function (GO): protein binding
Source: RefSeq, a predicted model, not a curated record